Messenger RNA from Ricinus communis (castor bean), 4602 nucleotides. RefSeq names its product PH, RCC1 and FYVE domains-containing protein 1. The transcript has 8 exons. Lineage: Eukaryota; Viridiplantae; Streptophyta; Magnoliopsida; Malpighiales; Euphorbiaceae. Bases 1057 to 4101 code for a protein of 1014 amino acids. Gene Ontology annotation, molecular function: metal ion binding. The record is from RefSeq and is a predicted model, not a curated record.
UCUCUCUCUCUCUCUGUCAUGCUUGUUUCUUGUUCUUUUUUUCUUUUUUCUUUUGAAAUUGUGUUAAUGUCUGUUCUUUCAUUUACUUGUUUGUUACCAUUUUGACAUUUUACUGAUCUUUCUUUCUAUCUUCUCUGCAUUGUACACUGCUUUCUUUCUUUCUUGGGUAUCAUCAACUUAUAACAUUCUUUUUCAAUCUGUUGUUUUUGCAAGUUGAGAUUUUUUUUUUUCUCUUUUGGAUGAUGGGAUGCUGGUUAUUCAUAAAUUACGUUAUCAGUUUGUGGGUUCUUCUUCAAUUAAUCAAACUCACUCAUUGAACUCUAAUUUUUCGUUGUGUUCUUUUUUUGGUUUUCUUAAAGCUUUUUGAGUGGAGACUGAUUAGCCUUUCCUCUUUUGUAAUUAGAACUCACAUUAUAUCAUCUAAAGGAAAACUCCUUGUGUUUAUUGAUUUCUAGAUGAGAUACUUAUUUUAAUUCUUUUUAGUUACUGGUAUAUUAGAAUUUCUCAUAAAAGAUUUCACAUACUUGUUUCUUCUUUUCCAUUCUUGUUAGCAAUUUACUUUCUUUUUGCACUAGCUGGAAAAUUUGAUUAAAUUUCCGCAAUUUUUGCUUUGUGGGCUCUCCUUUGGUUGUAUUACUCCCGCAAUUUCAUUCCUCCACUGGCUCAUUUACUUAGAGCUUCCAAUUUUCAUUUUGAUUAUGCUCUUGAUCAAUUUAGCUGCAUGACUAUGCUACCUUGUUAUUUUUUUUAAUAUCUGUUUGUAAUAUACAUGGAUUAAUUUACUUAUCUUAUUUUUUUUUCUGAGGUGGGAGACUGAUAAAAGUUACUUUUAAUGGCUUUCAGGCAAUUUUGGCUUUGAAGAAAGGUGCACAUCUUUUGAAGUAUGGAAGAAGAGGGAAGCCCAAAUUUUGUCCUUUUAGGUUAUCCACGGUAGGUGCAUCUUACAUGGAAUAAAGUGAGACCUUAUGAUCAGCUUUUUUGUCUAAUUGCUAGGAUGAGAAAUAUUUGAUCUGGUAUUCUGGACAGGAGGAAAAGCAAUUGAAAUUGAGCUCAGUUAUGAAGAUUGUAACUGGGCAGAGGACUGUCAAUUUUCAAAGGCAACUUCAACCAGAUAAGGAGCACCAGUCAUUUUCAUUAAUCUAUGCUAAAGGCGAACGCUCACUAGAUCUGAUAUGCAAGGACAAAGCACAGGCUGAUUCUUGGUUUAUAGGCUUAAGAGCUGUGAUAUCAAGGUGUCACCGUUCUAGGCCUCUUACUGCUCUCAGGAGCCACAGAAGUGCGCAAAGUUGUGUCAAUAGUCCAGCAGGUUACUUUAGACGAAAGCAUAAUCUGGGAAUUCUGGAGGACGACAAAGAAUUUUCACAGGUGCGCAGCUUAUGUGGGAGUCCUACUCCAUCACUUUCAGAGAAGUGUUUUUCAGAUGGAUUAUCUCUUUCUUCUGAUAGCUUUUGUUUAUCAGAAUCAAGUCUGCAGAUGCAUAAUGCAGUCGACAUUUUAGUUCCCAAUUCACCAUGUGUUGGACCAAUUCUCGAGAAAUGCGGAUCUGAUUAUGCUUGCUCAAAAUUCCAAAAAGAUAUGUCCUUUAGGUUUGUUACCCCUGCAUAUGGAUGUACACAGAUAGGAAAAAAUGACAGUUUGAAGGAUGUUCUAAUGUGGGGGGAAGGUGUGGAAGGAGGAAAUAUAGGGGGUAUGGUUCAGAGGCUUGGCAACCAGAGUGUGAUGCAAGUUGAUGCUUUAGUGCCAAAGUUAUUGGAAUCCACUGCAAUGCUGGAUGUAAGAAGUAUAUCUUUAGGACGAAAACAUGCUGCUUUAAUAACCAAGAGGGGUGAAGUUUUUUGUUGGGGUGAUGGAAGUAGGGGAAAGCUUGGACAUAAAGUAAAUAUGGAUGUAGGCAUGCCAAAAGUUGUUGAAUCUCUUGAUGAUGUCCAUAUAAAAUCUGUUGUCUGUGGUGAAUAUCAAACAUGUGCUUUGACACAUUCUGGUGAAUUAUACACCUGGGGUGACAACAAAAAUGGUGCUAAUUUGACUGAUGAGAUGAGAACCAGAAGCCAGUGGUUACCAUAUAAACUUUUUGGCCCUUUAGAUGGUAUCACUAUAUCAAAAGUUGCUUGUGGUGAAUGGCAUACAGCAAUUGUAUCAUUGUCUGGGCAGCUGUUUACGUACGGAGAUGGAACAUUUGGGGUUCUUGGGCAUGGGAGUCUUCAAAGUGUUUCUCAUCCCAAAGAAGUUGCAUCCUUAAGAGGUUUAUCGGUAAAAUCCGUUGCAUGUGGAUCAUGGCACACUGCUGCUAUUGUGGACAUUAUUGCCGACCGCUUCAAGUUUAAUGCUGUUGGUGGGAAACUAUUUACAUGGGGAGAUGGUGAUAAAGGUAGACUUGGGCAUAGUGACAUGGAAAAAAAACUUGUACCAACAUGUGUUGCAAAACUUGUGGAUUAUGAUUUUAUUCGGGUUUCCUGUGGAAGAAUGCUGACCGUUGCACUUACCAAUACUGGUAAGGUCUAUACAAUGGGAAGUUCAGUGCAUGGCCAGUUGGGUAAUCCACAGGCCAAGGAUAAAUCAAUCACAAUUGUUGAAGGCAAGCUUAAGGAGGAGUUUGUUAAAGAGAUAUCAUCAGGAUCAUAUCAUGUUGCUGUAUUGACAUCGGGAGGCAACGUAUAUACUUGGGGGAAAGGUGGAAACGGACAAUUAGGUUUAGGCAACAUUGAAGAUAGAAACUCACCAACUUAUGUUGAGGCUUUGAGAGACAGGGAGGUUGAAAGUAUAGCUUGUGGAUCAAAUUUAACUGCUGCAAUCUGUCUGCACAAAUCCAUCUCUGUUACUGAUCAGUCAUCUUGUAGUGGUUGUAGAAUGCCAUUUGGACUUACAAGAAAAAAACAUAACUGUUAUAAUUGCGGUCUUCUUUUCUGCCAUUCAUGUAGCAGCAAGAAGGUCAUAAAUGCAUCUUUGGCUCCUAAUAAAAGCAAACCCUCUCGUGUCUGCGAUUCAUGUCUUAAUCAUCUGCAGAAAGUUACACUUUCAGGUAGAAUGUCGAAACCAGGAACUCAUGGUUCAAAGCAGCUUUUAUGUCCAAAUAAGGUGUUAGCUAAUGAGAAAGAAGGCAAGGGGGAAGCAACACCUCCAGGAAGUCAUACACGGUCAGUGAGCCAAUCAUACAAUCAAGAUAGCCCAGUUAGUCAGAGGAAAACCCAAAAAGACCAAGGGGAACAUCAGCAUCAUGUAGAAACUGUCUCUUCCCUUUCAGCUGGAUUGCCUCGAUGGGGGCAGGUCUCAUGCCCUGUUGUAUUUGAAUCAUACUAUAGCAAGAAUUCCUUCCUGCCAGUCGAAUCAAAAUCAACUGAUUCAAACGCUAUACUUAUAGACGAUGGCAUGUUGGAGUCAAAUAUGAUGCUAAGUUCUGUUCAGAGACUAGAAGCUCAGGCUAGGAAUCUUGAAAUGCAAUGCGAGAUUAGAGACCAGAAGAUUCAAGAAUGUCGGGAAACUAUAGAGAGAACUUGGUCACUGGCCAGAGAAGAGGCAGCCAAACGCAAAGCCGCAAAUGAGAUUAUUAAGGCUUUGACAUCAAGGCUUCGAGCAAUGUCGGAGAAGAUAUCAGCCGGAAGAAAAACAAAAGGUGGAGUCGAGCUUAGUGUUUCUCAGAACACACCUGCAUAUAAGGACAUCAUUUCUCUUGUGAGUCCUAGAGCUACAUUGGCAUCAGUUCAUUUGCCUCCUGAAGUAAAUCUACCGAAAGACAGACAACUAGACAGUCUAUCAAGCUCUCCUAUUGUAUUUUCUAAUACUUUAAAGUCCAUGGACAGUAGAGGGUUGUGCCAUGAAAUUGGCAGACUAGAGAAUGAUUCUCAAACACCAAGAGCAGACUCUAAGCAAAAUGGAACCAAAGGGUCAAGGCUUGAAUGGGUCGAACAAUAUGAACCUGGUGUUUAUAUUACAUUUACAGUCUUGCCAGGUGGGGAAAAGGGGCUAAAACGAGUCAGAUUUAGCCGGAAACGAUUUGCAGAGAAAGAAGCAGAGCGAUGGUGGGAAGAGAAUCAAGUUACAGUCUACCAGAAGUAUGGCAUUGAAGGCUAUGUUGACUCAAACCAACAUCAGAACAAAACCUAAUUGUCAGUAUUUCUUUGUGUUCAUAUUGGUUCUUACAAAGAAACAGGCUGAAUUUGCACAUUGAUACUAAAGCUCCUUCCAUGCUGGUGACUUCACAAUUCCACAAGAAAUGAAAGUUGGGUGCCGUGCCGGUGCCCAUGCGGUUCGGGGCAAUAGGUGGUAAUUUUCCAUACUUUAUGAAUGUCUCACCUACCUUUAUAACAUUCUGCAUCCCAAGAUGAAAUUUAUUCCAGGAGAGGUGGAAAAGGUUUCUUGUACUUGAAGCUUCAUUCUGAUGAUUGUUCAUAUGAUCCCUAUUGAUCGCCCAAGGCGUUUGCAUAUAGUUAUCAAUAAAAAGGAGGAAAAAAAAGAGGCUUUCUUCUCUCUCAAUCCUCUAUAUAUCCAUAUAAGCUUUCACACUGAAGAAUGGAAUAUCCUGAACGAUUGUGUACUUGUUUGGCAUUGGCAUGCUUUCUCAGAAAAUGCUACUAAAGUGGGUCAAUAUACAUGUUUACUUGGUUA